ACUGAUAAAUUCCCUGUCAUCAAAACCCUCAUCUCCAUCUAGGGUUCUUGCACACAACAUAUUCUUCAGAUUCUCCGCUUCUCUAGCAAUUUAUCGGCCAUAAGUUUAUAACGAAUAUGGCGGCUCAGAUGAGCAAAAAGCGAAAGUUUGUGGCGGAUGGAGUUUUCUUUGCGGAGUUGAACGAGUUAUUUACACGUGAGCUGGCGGAAGAUGGAUACUCUGGGGUAGAAGUUAGGGUUACUCCCGUGAGGACUGAGGUUAUCAUCCGCGCAACGCGCACUCAGAACGUUCUUGGAGAGAAGGGGAGGAGGAUAAGAGAGCUUACUUCUGUGGUGCAGAAGAGGUUCAAGUUUCCGGAGAACAGUGUCGAGUUGUAUGCUGAGAAAGUUAACAACAGGGGGCUUUGUGCCAUUGCUCAGGCUGAGUCCCUUCGGUACAAACUCCUUGGUGGCCUUGCUGUCAGACGGGCAUGCUAUGGUGUUUUGAGGUUUGUGAUGGAGAGUGGAGCCAAGGGAUGUGAGGUGAUUAUUAGUGGGAAGCUGAGAGCUCAGCGUGCCAAGUCCAUGAAGUUCAAGGAUGGCUACAUGAUUUCUUCUGGUCAGCCGGUGAAAGAAUACAUAGACUCAGCUGUCAGACAUGUUCUACUUAGACAGGGAGUACUUGGUAUCAAGGUCAAGAUCAUGCUCGACUGGGAUCCCAAAGGAAAGUCCGGGCCAACAACUCCCCUUCCAGAUCUCGUCACAAUUCAUCCUCCAAAGGAAGAAGAAGUCAUCAGGCCAACCAUGCUACCGGCUGAAGUUGAGGUGCAAGCAUAGAGCAUCUGCGGCUGAACUUUUAGAUUUGAGUUAGUUUUGUUUUCUUGAAAACCUUUGUAAUCCUUUGACAAAUGAGAACUGUAGAAAUGAUGAGUUCCACCAAUUUUCGGCCUACAAUACAAAUUUGUUUUUCUUUAGAUGUCAAAUAUUGUUGAACGACUAAUUUUAUUUGUCAUUUUGAUUUGUUUCUUUUGUUGUAGACAAUGGAGUUCGAAAGGCUUGAUUCUAAUAUUCAUUGCCACUUACCUUUA
Molecule: messenger RNA, 1066 nt
Organism: Sesamum indicum (sesame)
Lineage: Eukaryota; Viridiplantae; Streptophyta; Magnoliopsida; Lamiales; Pedaliaceae
Product: small ribosomal subunit protein uS3x
Biological process (GO): translation
Cellular component (GO): cytosolic small ribosomal subunit; nucleus
Molecular function (GO): structural constituent of ribosome; RNA binding
Source: RefSeq, a predicted model, not a curated record